GAUUCGGGGUGUAACAGCGCCGCGCGCUGCGCAGGGCUACAGCUGCACGCGGCGAGCAGGCGGUCUGCGUUCCGGGGUUGAGCACUUCAUUCAGCGCGGCUCGCGGUCUGUCCGGGAAUAGAUGAGCUCAGUGCACGGACUGGAAGAAGCGACUGCCGCCGCCGUCUCUGGAGUCCGCAUUUUUGCUUAUGUUCGUGGAUACUGAUUUUUUUUCUUUCACCCGCCUCCCCCGACAUUGGCUUUAUCUGGAAAUUGCAUCUAUUCCGGAGAAUACGUCGCCGCGGAACACUGCUGUUUAAUGUGAAGAUCCUGAUUCCGUGGAUUGGAUACAAACUUGAGCAUCUGGUAAAAGGUGAAGAAGAAGAUUGUUUCUGGGUGGAGAUGAUCCAGCUGGUGUUCCUGUAGGAAUGUCAUUUCUACAACCCCGCUGAUGAUGCGCAGAUUUGGGAGGGAUGGAUUUACCCCCUGAGUCGAGCAAGCAUGGCAGGAAGACGACGAGUCACAAGCUGGAAGAUCAGAAGAAGAUCUACACUGAUUGGGCCAAUCACUAUUUAGCCAAGUCUGGCUGCCCGCGGCUCAUCAAGGACCUGACGCAGGACAUCGCUGAUGGAGUGCUGCUGGCAGAAAUCAUUCAAAUCAUCGCGAAUGAGAAGGUAGAGGAUAUCAAUGGCUGCCCCAGGAGUCAAUCUCAAAUGAUCGAGAACGUGGACGCCUGCCUCAGUUUCCUGGAAGCCAGAGGAGUGAAUGUGCAGGGUCUGUCCUCAGAAGAAAUUUGGAAUGGGAAUCUGAAGACCAUCCUGGGGCUCUUCUUCAACCUCUCCCGGUAUAAGCAGCAGCAGCAGCAGCAGCAGCAGUACUACCAGUCCCUCCUGGAGCUCCAGCAGCAGGUCACACACCAGGCCACCGGGGCGGCGACAGCGAGCCACCACAAGACACAAGAUAUGCAGUCCAGCCUAACUGCGCGGUACGCCACUGCCACUGCCACGGGUCACAGCGGCGCAGGACUAGCGCAGAAGAAAAACACAAGGCUACCAGGGCCCUCCCGGGCGUCUGCCGCAGGCGGCGGACCCUCCAAGGCCCCCGGAGCCGCCAACCUGAACCGCCGGAGCCAGAGCUUCACCAGCAUGGACAAGAGCCGGCCCCUGCAGUACGCCAGCGGGAACGACAGAGAGCUGGUGAAGGGCAUCUCUCAGCCUGGCAGCCUGAACGGGAGCAGUCCCCCUCCUGGCACCCCCGGCGGGCACCAGCCCCCCUCCGCCAUCCCCUCCCCGGGCACCGGCAAGUCCCUGCGCGGCAAGCCCGUCAGCAUGAAGCACAGUGCCACCUCGUCCUCCCUGUCCGUCAGAUCGUCCAGCCCGCCCAGCUCCCCCACCCCCGCCUCCGACCGGCUCAAGCCCCCGCAGGCGGAGGCCCCCAAGGCGGGGGGGUCGGGCCAGCGCUCCAUGCUGGAGAAGUUCCGCUUCAUCAACACCCGCGGGAACGCCCGGCCGCCGCCCGCCGGCUCGGGGGUGGAGCUUAGGGAGGAGGAGGAGGACGAGGCCGAAGAGGAAGAUGCGCUGUCGGAGUACGGGGAGGAGGGGAUGCUGAUGGGUCAGAGCGGCGUCAGGCAGACCGCGGUUGGCGGCGGCGGCGGCUCCGCCCCCAAGGGCUCCGCCAAGGGCGUGGCCAACAAGCCCCUCCCCCAGAGCAAAGACAAAGAGGACAAGGGGAAGAGCAAAGGCAAGAGCGGGACCCCCGCCAGGGAGGACAGAGACCCGCCCUCCGAGCCUGCCAAAAAGACCUCCAGAAUCGCCAGCCUCAUCCCCAAAGGGGGCAAGACCCCCGCCGUGAAGAAGGAGGGGGUCCCCUCGGCCUGCAGCGGGAUCCCCAAACCCGGCGCCAAGCCGUCCGCGUCCUCCUCGGCCCCCGGCGGGAAGAUGGCCGCCGCCGCCGCGCCGGCCGGCUCGGGGAGCCCCGCCCCCGGGGACCACAAGGCCAAGCCGUCCAAAGGGAGCCAGGCCGCGUGCUCCCCGCGCCACCAGGGGGCUCCAGAGGGCCGCAGGACCAGCAUGGUGUCCUCCACCAGCGCCUCGGCCAUUUCGGGCUCCGCCGCGAUGGCGGGAGGGGUGCUGGGGGCCAACGGGGUGGUGCAGCUCCCCCUGCAGCAGCACAGCCACCCCAACACCGCCACCGUCGCCCCCUUUAUGUACCGGACCUGCUCGGAGAACGACUGCACCACGGUCGCUCCCGGCAACGCCUGCCUGAGCCCCACCAAGGCCGACCUGGUCUACGGCAAGACCGCCAAGCAGUGUCUGGAGGAGAUCUCAGGAGAGGACCCGGAGGCGCGGCGGAUGCGGACGGUGAGGAACAUCGCCGACCUGCGGCAGAACCUGGAGGAGACCAUGUCCAGCCUGCGGGGCACGCAGGUCAGCCACAGCACCUUGGAGACGACCUUUGACAGCACGGUGACCACGGAGGUGAACGGGCGUGGCCUCCCCGCGCUGGGCAGCCGCUCCUGGCGCCUGGGCCAGUCCCCCAGCCCCCGCCUGCAGGCUGGCGACGCCCCCUCCCUGCCAGGCGGGUACCCCCAGCCCCGGGCCGGUGGUGGCGGAGGCGGGGGUGGCGGCGGCGGAGGGGGGGGCGGGGGUGCGGGCGCCAGCCGGUACGCGGACCCCUCCCGCCUCGUGUACAACGCCCCCCUGCGGCGGGGCGCGGCCGGGGUGGGGCCCAGGGGGGCGGAGCUUGGAGAAAAGGGAGGAGCCGAGGGAGGUCCCGAGGCGGAGGUGGGCGGGUACAUGAGCGACGGGGACAUCCUGGGGAAGAACGCGAGGCCCGAUGACAUCAGCAGCGGGUACCUGACGGACGGGGGCCUCAACCUGUACUCCCGGAAUGCGGGGCGAGCCCCCGAAUCGGCGGCCUCGCGGGACGUCAUCCAAAGGGGGGUCAACGAGAUGCAGGGGGGCACAGACAGCUGGGAUGACAGCAGCUCCGUGAGCAGUGGGCUCAGCGACACUCUGGACAACAUCAGCACAGACGACCUCAACACACCCUACUACUCCUCCACCUCGGCUCCGCCUCGCAAGGGCAAGCACUCCCAGCCUAAAUCAGACGCUGAGCCGCGCGGCUCUCCGGACCAUGACAUCAGCAGCUGGGACGGAGCGGAGGACCUGAAGAAGUCCGACGACGGUCCGGACGGCGCCAUGUGGAAACCUUCCUCGUCCUCGUCCUCCUCAACGGGACAGUACGAGGACCCCGACAGGACCGGGCAGAGGGCGGGCAUGCCCCUGUCCCACACGGGCUCCUGGAGGAGGGGCAUGACGGCCCAGGUUGGCAUCACACCCCCCAGGACCAAAGGUGCCGUCGGAGCCCUCAAAAAUCCAGGCAAGGCGGACGACUCGAAGGUGUCGGAGAAAGACCGGGGGGCCCCGCCCAAGAGCUCGGGGAUCCAGCGCUCGCCGUCGGACGCCGGGCGGAGCAGCGGCGACGAGGGGAAGAAGCCGCCGUCCGGCAUCGGGCGCCCCGCGGCCGCCAUCGCCUCCUUCGGCUUCAAGAAGGUGGGGGGCCCCGUGGGGGCCCUCAUCACCAAGGCCCCCGCGGGGGGAAAGGGGGGGCCAGCGGGGGGCGGGGGCGGCGGCGGGGGGGGCCGCAAGACCAGCCUGGACCUGGACGGCUCACAGCCGCAGGACGACGGGGCGCUGCUGGGGGGCGGGGCCUCCAGGGCCCCCCCGCAGUACCGGUCCCUCCCGCGGCCGGCCAAGUCCUCCCCGGGCGGGGCCCUGUGCCGGGGGGGCAGUGGUGGUGGCGGCGGCGGCGGCGGCGGGGGCCACCGCUCCAGCUCCAGCAGCGUGGACUCCAACGUCAGCGGCAAGUCGGCGGGCAGCGCGGGGGGCGGAGCCAACGCCAAGCGGCGGGACGGCGGGAAGGUGGGGUCGGGCCGCUCCAGCCCCGUCGCCGUCUGCCAGGCCGACAAGGAGAAGGCGGGCGCGGCCGACCCGGAAGGGGCGUGUCUCUCCAGCUCGCCCAAAGCCAGCCCCACCUCGUCCGGCCAAUCAGGGCUUCGGCAGCCCGGGUCCAAGUACCCCGACAUCGCCUCGCCCACCUUCCGCAGGCUAUUUGGCACCAAAGCCAGCAGCAAGGCCAGCUCUCCUGGCACCCCCGACUCGGGCAAGUGCCCGUCGGCGCUGAGCAGCCCCCACGGCACGCUGGCACGCCAGUCCAGCCUGGACUCCCCCUCCUCGGGCACGGGGAGCCUGGGCAGCGGGCAGGGCGGGGGCACCAGCCCCCUCUACGGCCGGGCCCCCGAGCUGGGGGCGGGCGACGCCCCCCCGGGCCUGGGCCAAUCGCCGGGCUCCAGCUCGGCCUCCGGCCUGUCGCACGCCUCGGGGGGCCGGCCCUGGGCGGUCAGCAUGAGCGUGUCGUCGGCGGGCAGCAAGGACACGCUGAGCUGCCAGAGCAUGACCAGCCUGCACACCAGCUCCGAGUCCAUCGACCUGGCAGCCGGCUACCACGGCUCCCUCACCGGCCUGGCGUCCGGGUCGAAGGUCACACGGACCGGCAGCGUCAAGUCCACGCUCUCUGAGGGAAUGCCAUUGGACAGGAACACACUCCCGAAGAAGGGACUGAGGUACCCCCCCUCGUCCCGGCAGAUGUCCGACGAGGAGGGGAAGGAGUGGAUGCGCUCCCACUCCACAGGGGGCCUGCAGGACACCGGGAGCCAGUCCCCCCUGUCUCCACCUGGGACGUCCUGCACCGCUAAUGGAAAAUACCACUACUCCAACCUGGUGAGCCCCACCAGCAUGCCCCAGUUCGGCCGUCCCGGGGCCAGCAUGAGCCGGUCCAACAGCAUCCCGGCGCAGGACUCGGCGCUGGACCUGUACGGGGAGGCCCGCGGGCUGGGCGGCAGCGCCACCUCGCUGGAGGACCGGCCCCGGGGCAUGAGCCGCUCCGGCUCCCUGCGGGACAGCAUGGAGGAAGUCCACGGGUCAUCACUGUCAUUGGUCUCCAGUACUUCUUCUCUCUACUCCGCGGCUGAAGAGAAGGCCCAUUCAGAGCAAAUCAGAAAACUGCGGCGGGAACUGGACGCCUCCCAGGAGAAGGUCGCCACGUUGACGUCUCAGCUGGCUGCCAAUGCCCACCUGGUGGCUGCUUUUGAGAAGAGUCUGGGGAACAUGACCAGCCGUCUGCAGAGCCUGACGAUGACUGCUGAGCAAAAGGAGUCGGAGCUGGCCGAGCUGAGGGAGACCAUCGAGGCGCUGAAGGCCCAGAACACCGACGCGCAGACCGCCAUCCAGGUGGCGCUCAACGGCCCGGACCACCUGCACAGAGACCUGCGGCUCCGGCGGCAGCACUCCUCCGACAGCAUGUCCAGCCUCACCAGCGCCAGCAGCCACUGCGCCGGCGGCGGCGGCCUGGACGCCGAGGCCAAGAAGAAGAAGAAGAAGAGCUGGCUGCGCAGCUCCUUCAAGCAGGCGUUCAGUAAGAAGAAGCCCAGCAAGCCGUCCUCGUCUCACUCCGACAUCGAGGAGCAGACGGACUCCUCCCAGCCCUCCUCUCCCAAACUGCCGCACGGGGCCACGCAGAGCGGGGACCGCCCCCUCAGACCCUCCCCCUCCACCACCGACCUGUGCGAGUGCACGGAGGCCGAGGCGGAGAUCAUCCUGCAGCUGAAGAACGAGCUGCGGGAGAAGGAGCUGAAGCUGACGGACAUCCGUCUGGAGGCCCUAAGCUCCGCCCACCACCUGGACCAGAUCCGCGAGGCCAUGAACCGCAUGCAGAAUGAGAUCGAGCUCCUGAAGGCGGAGAACGACCAGCUCAAGUCCACGGGGAGCCCCGCCCCCGGUGCCAGCCCCGCCAAGACCGCCCGCCCCCCCUCGGAGACCUCCAGCACCUCCUCCUCUUCCUCACGCCAGUCCCUGGGCCUGUCACUCAACAACCUCAACAUCACCGACACCAUAAUGUCCGACAUCCUCCUGGACGACGGGAGCGAGGGUAACCUGCGCAAAGACGGCCGGAGCGUCAGGAUCGUGGUUGCCAUCGACGACGGCUCCAACGUAACCAAGGGUAUGAGAUGUCAGGAGUAUCUCAUCGGAUCCAUUGGCGUCAGCGGGAAGACAAAGUGGGACGUGCUGGAUGGUGUCAUACGCAGAUUGUUCAAGGAGUACGUGUUCCGGGUGGACCCCCUGACCAGCCUGGGUCUGAGCUCAGACAGCAUCGCCAGCUACAGGAUAGGGGAGGUACUGCGGGCCCACGGCUCGGAGACGCCUCAGCUGCUGCCCUGCGGCUACCUGGUGGGAGACAACAACAUCAUCACCGUCAACAUCAAGGGUGCGUCGGAGAACAGCAUCGACUCGCUGGCGUUCGACACGCUGAUCCCCAAGCCCGUGGUGCAGCGCUACCUGAACCUGCUGACGGAGCACCGGCGCAUCAUCCUGUCGGGCCCCAGCGGCACCGGGAAGUCCUACCUGGCCGGCAAGCUGGCCCAGCACAUCGCCGCCAAGGCCGGGAGAGAGGUCACCGAGGCAACCGUCGCCAGCUUCAGCGUGGACCACGAGUCCAGCAAGGACCUGCAGCAGUACCUGUCCAGCCUGGUAGAGCAGUACAGCUCAGAGGAGAGUGACACCAAGCUCCCCCUGGUGGUGGUCCUGGACAAUCUCCAUCACAUCGGCUCCCUCAGCGACGUCUUCAACGGGUUCCUCAACUGCAAGUACAACAAGUGUCCGUACGUCAUCGGGACCAUGAACCAGGCGGCCUCGUCCUCAGCCAACCUGGAGCUCCACCACAACUUCAGGUGGGUGCUGUGCGCCAAUCACACGGAGCCGGUGAAGGGCUUCCUGGGCCGCUUCCUGCGCAGGAAGCUGGUGGAGACGGAGAUCCUGCGGAACACGCGCAGCAAUGACCUCGUCAAGGUGGUCGACUGGAUCCCCAAGACCUGGCAGCACCUCAACAGCUUCCUGGAGGCCCACAGCUCCUCCGACGUCACCAUCGGCCCGAGGCUCUUCCUGUCCUGCCCCAUGGACUCGGGCCGGUCCCGCGCGUGGUUCACCGACCUGUGGAACUACUCGCUCGUCCCGUACCUGCUGGAGGCAGUGAGGGAGGGGCUGCAGCUCUAUGGUAAGAGGACCGUGUGGGAGGAUCCGUCCAAGUGGGUGAUUGACACCUACCCCUGGAGCUCCGCCCCCUCGCAGCCGGAUGCGCAGCCCCUGCUUCAGCUGCGGCCCGAGGACGUGGGGUACGACGGGUGCAGCGGUGCCAAAGAGGAGACCGCCUCCAAACAGCUGUCCCAGAGCGACACAGAGGGGGACCCACUGAUGAGCAUGCUGAUGAGGCUACAGGAAGCCGCCAACUACUCCAGCGCCCAGAGCUGCGACAGCGACAGCGCCAGUCACCACGACGACCCGCUGGACUCCUCGCUGGAGUCCACCCUGUAGCGCAUCCCCCGGCUAACCGCCGUUCUUUACCAGCGAGAGGGUGGGGGGAGGG
Messenger RNA from Anguilla anguilla (European eel), 7458 nucleotides. It is a transcript of the gene nav3, whose product is annotated as neuron navigator 3. The coding region runs from base 453 to 7406 and encodes 2317 amino acids. Lineage: Eukaryota; Metazoa; Chordata; Actinopteri; Anguilliformes; Anguillidae. The record is from RefSeq and is a predicted model, not a curated record. Gene Ontology annotation, biological process: nervous system development; neurogenesis. The transcript has 41 exons. Gene Ontology annotation, molecular function: ATP hydrolysis activity; ATP binding; protein binding.